Dermacentor andersoni is the source of this 3558-nucleotide messenger RNA. It is a transcript of the gene defl, whose product is annotated as Integrator complex subunit 7. NCBI's taxonomy places the organism in Eukaryota, Metazoa, Arthropoda, Arachnida, Ixodida, Ixodidae. Gene Ontology annotation, biological process: snRNA 3'-end processing. Gene Ontology annotation, cellular component: integrator complex. The record is from RefSeq and is a predicted model, not a curated record.
CGACCUGCGAUCAUGGCGUCCGCCGGCCAGCGCUUGCUUGGUUUCGGUGACGCUACGUUCUCCGAAACAGACCAGGACGCAAACUCAGCGUUGACUGAACUCGACAAAGGCCUCCGUUCGGGCCGCCUGGGCGAGCAAUGCGAGACGAUCGUUCGGUUCCCGCGCCUCUUCGAGAAGUACCCAUUCCCGAUCCUCAUCAACUCGGCUUGCUUGAAGCUGGCUGAGGUGUUCCGUGUCGGGAGCAACUUUCUCCGCAUGCUGGUGCUCAAGGUGGUGCAGCAGAGCGAGCGGCACCUCGACAAGGUGCUCAACAUUGACGAAUUCGUGCGUCGAAUCUUCUCCGUCAUGUACAGCAACGACCCCGUCGCCCGCGCGCUCACGCUCAGGACGCUGGGCAGUAUAGCUGCCAUAGUGGCCGAGCGCAAGGACCUGCACCACAGCAUUCGCAGCAGCCUCGAGUCUCACGACGCCGUGGAGCAGGAGGCGGCCAUCUUUGCGGCAGCACGCUUUGCUGCCCAGUCCAAGGCGUUUGCGGCCAACAUGUGUACCCGCAUCGGACAGAUGAUUCAGGGCCUUGCGACACCGGUGGACACCAAGCUUCGCCUGCUGGGCGUGCUCGAAGGUCUUCACCAGGACGCCCCCACUGCUGCUCUGGUGCGGGAUGAGUGUUUGCACCGACUACUGCCCCGCUACCCAUCCCAGAGCCUGGUGCAAGCCACACUGCGGGUGCUCACCCGGCUGGCUGCCGCUACCGUCACCCACAUUCCCAGCCAGAUUGGGACGCUGGUGGAGUACCUGAGGGAUGACCCCCGGGAGGGCGUCAAGGCCCAGGCCCUGGAUGACCUCUGCCUGCUGGCCACUGAGCAGCCUCACCUAUGGGAUACGGACAGCGUGCAUGCGGUGGUGCAGUAUGCACUGAGCACUCCAUACCUCAACCUCAAGUGCGGCGCUCUCUCCGUGCUGGUGCUGCUGGCCCAGUCAGUUGCCGUCGACAAGUUUGACCUGAUGCCAGAGGGCCCCGUGCUGCAGCUCUGCCGUGAGGGCAUCUUCCAUCACCAGGUGCGGCUGGCAUCGGCCUCUAUUCGGCUCCUCACACACCUGGCCAUCCACGCGGCUCGCGAGGACCUGCUGGAUCUCAUGCCAGAGGUGUCGAGCGCCAUUGAGACCCUCCUGAUGAUCCUCUGCACCCAGGAGUCUGACAGUAAUGACUCCAGCCAGGCUCUCAAGGGUUGCCUGCGGUGCAUUGUGCUACUGUGCGAUGCAGACCCAGACCUCUGCAGCCAGUUUGUGGACGUGCUGGGUUCCUUCCUCUCUUUCUGGUCAGGGGCAGCCAUGUUGUCUGUGUGCGAAGGCCUGUGCGCCCUGGGAAGCCGUCGGUGUGGGGUGCUGAGCCGCAUCGAGCCUCGCAUCCGACAGCUUCUCAGCACAGCCAACAGGGGCGCCAUGCCACCGAUCCCUCCCAAGGCCCUGGUGUUGCUGUGGACACUCGUGCUGCAGGCAGGUGUGGAAAGAGGCUCUGUUCCCAUCUCCUUGGACGAAGGUUUGACAGGCAUGGAUGCCUGGAGCGUGUACAAAAUUGCGCGGCAAGCCACCCGCUACGGACACUUCGCGGCCGCUGCACCACUCUUUGCCAGUCUUGCCAAUAAGGUGAGCUCGGAGCAGCUGCACUUCUGGCUGGUGAGCCUGGCCGAGCUGUGCCGAGCUGAGGAGAACCUGCUGGUGCGCACAGGCCAGGCGCAGCUGACGGACGCCCUCACCCACUAUGUGCGGGCUAUCUCGGCUCUCAAGGCGGCCACGACGCCGGCGCAUGCGCUGCAGUUCCAGGCGGAGUACGUGCGGCUGCGCUGCGAGGGGGUGCGGGCGCACGCCCAACUGCUGCAGGCAUGCGGCUGCCUCCGCACGGCACCCCCGCCAGCCAUUGCCGCUUCCGUCGCGUCGGCCACCCGGGACGAGCUGCAGAAGUGCGGCCGUGUUGUGGCACAGCUGCGCAAGUGUUCCCGUGACUUCAAGUCCCUUGCCGACCAGUACGGGGUGCUGUACCAGACAUUGUUCGACGCAGACCCGGGCACACUGCGCAACGUCCAACUGUUGCAGCAGAAUAGCCUGCUGGUCAUGCAGGCAAUUGACCGCAUCUCCCAGUACAACCAGGGCAUCAACUCGAACGAGGAAGGUGGCAGCCUGAUGUGGAUGGAGCAGCAGCCAAGCUCCGGCUCCUCCUCACUCAGCGAGCACCGGCUCCUGGAAGCAGCACACCGGGGGCUGCUCUGGCUGCGUGACCUGCGCCACCAGAACACCCUCACUCCACAGCAGGUGCAGCUGGUGGAACGGCUGAGCCAGGAGCUGGUGCUGGUGGCCCCAUGUUUGCCACGCUUCUUCUUCCAAGCCCUGCAGGCCACCACGAUCAAGCUGGCUGUGUCGCCCCAGCAGAAAGGAACGGGUGAGCCCUUGUUCUUGGCACAGCAGGCACAGCUGGCACUGCGUGUCGAGGGCGUCGUGCAGCAUCGGUCACCACCAGGGUCACCUGCCCGCACCGUCCACAAGGUGCUCGUCUCCCUCACCACCACACCACCCGGCAGGAGCCAGAACGCUGCACCAGACACCAAGAGCUCAGCGGGAGGUGGCGGCGACAUUGUGCAGCUGAGCGAGGUGGUGCAGCCGCACAACGACUACUUCCAGGCCCAGUUCCUGGUUGCGCUCACGGGACAAGGCCUGCACACGGUCACCAUCGAUACAGCCGUGCUCGACGCCCAGCACACCCUGUGGAAGACCGGCCCGCAGGUGUCUCUGACAGUCAAGUGCCAUGAUGAAGCCAAGACAUCUGCAUCCAUGGCUGGACCAUCUGGCAUGGCAUCUGCACUGAAGCCCUCCCUGGGGGCAGCACCUCCCCCUCAGGCCUUUCCCACGCCAGCACGCGUGCCCUGAAUGAGUACGCGUGUGCAUGAACAGUACGAUACUAGUGGCAGCUGUUCUGUCUGAAGAAUCAUCGCUUCCCUCUGUCUGGAGGCUAGUGUUUCAUGGCUGCACAGCGACUUCUCCUGUGGAUGAAACUGGCUGCGGAUGGCUCAGGCCUCUCACACGAGGAAAUGCUGUUUAGGACAUUGUACACUGGACUGAAAAUACUUCGCAACAUGUGUCGCCUUCAAUUUCACUUCUCUCAGGCAUGGUAGAAGCACCUAGUAGCCUGAAUAUUCAUUGUAUCUAUUUAUUUAGGCUAAGGAUCUCAAGUAUUCAACUUUCACAAUGUCAUUUGAAAGCAAACAGCUCUGUACACUUGAAGCGCCUCUUUUCUCCAAACUUUUUGGUCUGGUUCCUGGGAAAUAGCAGUGUUUGCAUGGGGCUCUUCUUAUAUCAAGGGAUUUCUACAGGGAGUUUCUACACGGCAUUUGUACAAACAACUCGCCAUGCUUAGUGAAGGCACAGUCGGGCCUGCCCAUAGCCUUCUAGGCAUACCUCAUAGCCAGGCUGUGACCUUGACGCAUAAAAAUUCAUUGGACAAUCCGGCAGGACGAAAUGGCAGAUAUGUGACGUUUUCCUAAUAAAUACGGUACUUAAUUUCUA